Trypanosoma rangeli is the source of this 3315-nucleotide messenger RNA. Its product is annotated as putative OSM3-like kinesin. The record is from RefSeq and is a predicted model, not a curated record. Gene Ontology annotation, biological process: microtubule-based movement. The transcript has a single exon. Bases 1 to 3315 code for a protein of 1104 amino acids. NCBI's taxonomy places the organism in Eukaryota, Euglenozoa, Kinetoplastea, Trypanosomatida, Trypanosomatidae. Gene Ontology annotation, molecular function: microtubule binding; ATP binding; microtubule motor activity.
AUGAGCAGUGCCGCGGAGAACAUUAAAGUUCUCAUCCGCUGUCGCCCAUUAAGUGAAAAGGAGAAGGUGCAGGGGUACAAGUCGUGCGUGGAUGUGGACCUCACCGAGCACAGCGUCACUGUGAGGAGCAUCGUAGGCGAGCCGGACCGGUGGACUUUCGACGCCGUCAUCAACAACACCUUCAGCCAGCGCGACAUUUUUACUCAGUUCAUCAUGCCCCUGGUGGACUCCGUGCUGGAGGGCUACAACGCCACUGUCUUCGCCUACGGGCAGUCAGGGUCUGGCAAGACGCACACCAUGAUGGGGACAAUUGACGACCCCGAGUUGCAGGGGAUAACGCCACGCUGCUUUUCUUACAUCUUUCAGCGUAUCUCCGCCACGAAGGAGGCGUCGCCGAACAGCCAGUUUUCUAUGUACGUCUCCUUCAUUGAGAUCUACAAUGGCAAGGUGCGUGACCUGCUGGCGCGCCAGCAGGUCACGCUUGCGCUCAAGGAAAGCAAGGACAAAACCUUUUAUGUGCAGGGCGCCCACAUCCCGCAGGUGAAGUCCAUCGAUGACAUUUUUCGACACAUGGAGGAUGGAACUGAGCGACGGCGCGUGGCUUCAACAGACCUCAACGCCGACAGCUCACGCUCUCACUCUGUGUUUUCGCUCAUUAUUGAAUGCACGGAAGUCAGCGAGGAUGGGGACACCCGGUCGGUGACGAGUAAGCUGAAUCUUGUUGACCUGGCAGGGUCGGAGCGGCAAAGCAAAACUGGCGCCAUUGGCGAUACCUUAAAGGAGGGGUGCAAUAUCAAUCUCUCGCUUAGCGCGCUGGGAACAGUGAUUGACACAAUUGUUAAAGGUAGGGGGCAUGUGCCGUUUCGUAGUAGCCCCCUCACCAUGCUUCUAAAAGACUCCCUCGGUGGCUCCAGUAAGACGAUCAUGUUUGCAAACAUUGGUCCCAGUGGGCACAACUUUUCUGAGACAGUGAGUACUCUACGCUUUGCGGAUCGCGCCAAACAAAUUAAGAACAAACCUGUUAUUAACAUGGAUACAAAGGAUCAGAAGAUUGCUGAGUUAACAGAGCUUGUGCAUGAACUGCGGGAUAAGUUGAAACUGUAUGGCACAGAAGGCACUUGCGCCCUGGAACAGGAAGUAAGGGAGCUGAGGGAGAAGGUGGAGGAGCUGGAAGUGAGCCUUGACGGUGCCGUGCGGGCGCGUGAGGCGGAUGCCAUUGACUUUGAGAACGCCAAGAUGAAAUUUAAUAUGGAGCGGCAGACCAUCACCAGCAGAGUUGUUGAGCUGGAGGAUCUUAUUUGUCAACUGCAGAAUGAUCUGCAGCUCAUGGAGUCCAGCUUGACUGACGAGCGCAUGCAGCGGGAGGAGGCUCUGCGCCUCUGCUCUCAGUACCUUCGUAGUGAUGAGGAUGAUAAAAACAAAUCCAUUACAACGCUAAACGAGUUGGAGGUGGUGCUACAGGACCGUGCCCACGGCAAGCAUAGCCUGGAAUUGGCGCGCCUUCACAGUGCCGUGCAUAAACUUGAAGCGGAGGCGAAGCAGAUGCGGAAGGAGCACAAGGCUGUGACAAGGGAGUUGGAGGAGAAACUGCAUCAGGCAGAGUCGGAAAUGGACUCAGCGAAGUCAAAGUUGCGCGAGGCUAAUAAGGAGUUAAGUGAACUGCAUGAGGAACAAAUAAAGGCCUCACAAGCGCCUAGUGGCAACGUGGUUGAUAGCAAAGAGGUGGAAGAGCUGCGGGUUGCGCUUGAAAAUUCGUGGCAGCAGUUGCAGGAGAACGGUGUUUUGGCGCAAGUAGAGGAGAGGCUUCAGAAUAUGCAGAGUAGUCAUGAGAAGACUGUAAAGGCCUAUUCGACGCAGUUGCAUAAGGCGAAGGAAGCUCUUAGCAACCCUGGGGCGAAUGACUCAAUUAUUGUGCAGCAACUUCGCUCCAUCCUCGCGGAGGAUGACAAAACCUACGAUGUUGCCCUCACGCACAUGUCUAACAUGCACAGCUUAAUGCAUGACCUGAAAUAUGUCAUGCGAGAGGCACAGACCGCACUGCCUGUAUCCAUCAGUGGCAGCGCCGAUGCUUCACGGGAGGUCAUUAAAAAGAUGGAGGCAGUAGACACCUAUGAGGCUGGGAUGUAUGCAGGAAUGUUGUCAAAUCUGCACAACGCCGUGGACACGGCGCAAACGCACCGCAAUAAGGUUCUUGAUGUCAUUGUGGCCUCGCCGAACACCCCGUCGAACCUCAAGGAUGAAAUAAGUCAUUUGGUGAGCGAAAACGCAGAGUUGCGCCGGAAGUAUAAGGAGGCUGUGCAAGUGGCAGAUGCGGCGCAGGCACGCGUGGUGGAGGAGCAGCGUCGCAGCGUGUCAGAAGAGACGCUGAAGGCCCAGUUUGACGAGGUGCGCAAGCAAUACGAAAAGCGUGAGCAGGAGUUGGUGGCGGCCAUGAAGCCAGAUGAGAGCAAGGGGGAUACAAAGGCGGCGUUGACAGUGUUAAACAAAAAUGUUGCUCAUCACGCUUCUGGUGGUAUCAGCGAGGCAACCCAGAAGAAACUUGACAACCUCCGCAGUGAGUUGGAUGAGGAGCGCGCCAAGAAUGAAGAGCUGUUGCGCUCCAAGGAGGCGCAGCAGGAGGAGCUGAAGACCAUGCGCGUGGAGGUGGCGGAAAGUGAACGCCGCUGCGUGGAUUUGGAGGGGAAAAUGAACGAGAUGGUGAGCGAGUACGAACGGCAGUUAAAAGAUGCACAUGGCAGCACGGAGAGGAUAGCCGAUCUGGCGGUCCGUCUAAAGGAGCGCACGGAUCAGCUCGAACAGAUGCGUGACUUGCUUGCCAAGCAAAAGGCGCUGAUUGUCAAGAGCAACGAGAAGUCUAAAGAAUUUCAGCAAAAGCUGCGGGAGGCCAACGCGGCCACGGAGCGGAUAUCAGAGGAGUACCGGCAGAAGCUGCAGGAACGCGACGAAAACUUCCAAAGUGUGCUGAACCGCCGGCUUGAGGAGUACGCGCAGGAGCAGCGCAGCGAAAUCGCGAAGCACGAUCAUUCGAAGAAGCUGCGAAAGAAGAUCAAGAAGCUUGAGAAUGAUGUGGACCGGCUGAAGGAAGACUACGACCUCAAGGUCUGCGAGUGCGAGGAACAGCGCAACACCAUUGAGGAGCAGAAGGUAGAGCUGAUGCGGCUGCUGCGUCGCAGGGGGCAGACAGAGGAGGAGGCGGAUGUGUAUGAGAAUAAGGAGAUGAUUCGAAAUGCCUUGGAGCGUGCCAAGGAGGAGCAGCGGCGGAAGAAAGACCUCUUUGCUCUCGGCGAGGUGGCCAACGCGCGGCGUGGCGAGUAA